Messenger RNA from Rubroshorea leprosula, 2493 nucleotides. NCBI's taxonomy places the organism in Eukaryota, Viridiplantae, Streptophyta, Magnoliopsida, Malvales, Dipterocarpaceae. The record is from the annotation of a GenBank genome assembly.
AAUUUCAGUUCCCCAAUUUUAUUACUGCAGCUGUCUCAGUGAUGAUUUUCCUUCUGCUAAGAUUCUUUUUUACACUUUUAUAGCAUGUCUUUGGCAGAAUUUUUCAUUUUGUUUGUCUGCAGGCUGCCAAGUUAAGCCCCAGAAUUGGGGUGAUGACAUCUAAGCUGCUUCAUGGAAGAGAAUUGAAUGGAAAGUUCUUUGCUUCCAAUAGAGGGAAGCUUAGCUUUGAAGAAGAAUUUCAAAAGAUACAAGCAUCUAGACCUGAUAUUUGGAGAUAUAGGGGAACAGACAAUGUAGCUGAUAGCACUUUGGAACAGAUGCUAAUUGACUUACAAACACCAGAGGGCCAAACUGAAACAGAUUUUCUCCUGGCAGGUGGUAUAAAUGGCUCCUUGAGCUUUCUGGAAGUUGGAAAAGAUGGAAAGCAUUUUGAUUAUGGGGUAACUUGCAUUCCAAAUCAUGUUUGGCCAUCUGGUAGGGUAAACUUAUCAAAUGGUGGUGUAGCACCUCAGCAUAUUUGGAGACCUCCAGGAGCUUCAGUUCAAACAUCAUCUAGAAUAUCUUCUCUUAAAGUGACUGGAAAGUACUCUUCUUUGGCCACAGGUGAUGCUUCUAGGGCGCAACAUGCAUUGAUAACUACUUUAGGAUCUGAGUUCUCUGGUGGAUAUGUAUACAUUCUUAGUCUCAUUGAACCGAUCGAUGUUACUUCUAUGAUACCCCAAAGAAUGCAUGUGGUUGCUCCUUUCAGUUGCACCAUCUGGACUGCAGAUUACAAUUCCCAUACAAGUCAAGCAGUGAUAGGCACCAAUGUUGGAGCUGCUCUGGUGAAUGUGGAAACAGGAACAUCUUCAUGGGUGUGUCAUUGUAAAAGUGAUGUCUUGGCACAGCAAUUUGAUCAGUCAGGAAAUCUUGUUUUAUGUGGACUUAGAAAUGGAGCUAUUGUCACAGUUGAUGUUCGUGAGAAGCAAGGUGUUUCUGCUAGACUUAUUAAACACCGUAUACCUUACUUGUCUUCAGAAAGAAGUGGCCGAAAGCCAUGGUUUGAGCUCAAAGGACACAUAUCCCUGUCAUCUACAGUUCAUAUGCCUUCAUCUAUCUCAAGUUUGGCAUCCCUUCAGUUGUAUGAUCAGUACUUCUUGGCAAGCUCCAUGGAUGGUUCGAUUAAGCUCUAUGAUCAUCGCCUGACUAAGAGAGGCGCUGUGCAAUCUUAUGACGGACAUAUAAAUUCUCAUACGCGUAUAAGGCUUGGAGUUGACCAGUCAGAGAGAUUUGUUAUGUCAGGUGGAGAGGACUGUUGUUUAAGACUUUGGAGCAUCAAGUCUGGUAAACUGAUCUUUGAGGAAAAGUUUUCUGAAUCUGUCCUAUCAACCAUAUGCUGGCGAAGAAGUGAAAGAGGGGGAGAUGGAAGACUGACAUAUGAAGAGGAGCUAUAUGGACAGUGCCCUAUUUUGGGGGCAUGGCUUGGAUCCCAGGAGGGAAUAUUCCAUAUGCAAUGGUCAUGAGUGGAAGAGUCAUGAUAUAUCAUUCUCAAAAAACAGGUACCGGUGGACUUUUGAGUUAAUAUCCCUCAGUUUAAAAGGUCAUCCAGUCAAGAAUUUUUGUAUUGGCAAUAGAAGCUUCUAGCUGUAGGUUGAAAAUUAGGCAGUGUAUAGAAAAAUUGUCUAUCAUCCAUUUCCUUUUGCUUGAAAAAUGGCAUUUGCAUAAAUGUCAAAAAUUUUGACUCUUCUGCAAUCCCCAAACUCAAAGGAUGGUAGGGCGCACACGGAAUACAAAAUGGGUUGAUUGAGAUAUAGAAAUAUAGGACAUGGCAUUAAAAACAUCAAGACAUCCAAUUUCAACCACAAGAUGUGUGGAACAUAGUGUGAGGUCCCAUCAUGAUCCCAUUCAUGUAGUUUGGGAUUGGAGCGUUCACACAUUUUUUAACAUCAGGGCGUCCUAAAUUUCACUUUCAAAGAUUCAUUCAGUUUUUGCUGAUCAUAAACCCACCUCUGUAACUCUGUUUGCUUUCCCAUAGAAAAGAAAAAAAAUCAAGGAAACAGAAGCAGCAUGCAUGCCAUGCGCCAUAAAUGGUUGCCUAACCAAGUAUCCAUGAAGUUGGCACUUGGCACAAUUCAUACAUUUUCCUUUAUUAAAGAAACCACCUUUGUUAUCAAAGACAGAGCCACCUCUUUUUCUGUUCUCUUCUCCAAGAAUUGGCUGAGUUACAGUGUCUCCUGGGACUGGUACAGGUCAAGCUAUGUGCUAUUGGUUGGAGUGGUUGAGUCAAUGAUACAAAAGUUUGAAAUAAAGUGACAAAUCUCCUGUAAAUCAAAAGUAGAGACAGAAUGAUGCUUUGAUUGCCAAAAGCAAACCUUCUCUCCCCUUCUCCAUAACUGUCUGUGUCUUGACUUAAGCUGCUUUUUAAAGCGUUGUUUGGUUGUAAAGGAAUCCCGGGAUUCCUCCCGGAUUGUGCCAAACCGAGCAAGUUUUGCCGCAGUUUGGUUGUUGGUUACC